CAAAUCAAUACAUGCAUUAACAGGAAAGGUAGCUAUUGAUGGGAAAGUUGAACACAAGUUUGACAUGAAGCCUCACAAUCAGAACAUUGAAGACUAUCAUAGGUUGUGUCGUGAGAGAACAAACAAAUCGAACACCAAGACCAGACAAAUUCAGAUGAUAGACAGUGACCGUGGAGGAGGCUACAAUCCAAUGCAAGGGAUGAUGGAUUUUUCAUCGUUUAAUUCGAAGGAUAGAAAGGGUGCUGCUGCAACAAUUAAAACCCAAGAAAUGAAAAGAACUAGAAUGGACCGAAAUGAGCUGGAGAACAUUCUAUUCAAGCUAUUUGAGCGGCAAUCUAACUGGACGAUGAAACAACUUAUAACAGAAACAGAUCAGCCUCAGCAAUUUAUAAAGGAGAUACUAACGGAUCUUGGCAAUUACAACAAAAGGGGUGCAAAUCAAGGAACUUAUGAACUAAAACCUGAAUAUAAGAAAACUGCUGAAGAGAUGGAGAUGGAUUAGUUUUUCUGCACCUUUGAAAAGGGAUUUUACAUGCAUAAUUACGAAGUUUGCAUUGGUCCUCUAAAAUUCAAAAUUAAGCAUUUGAAAUGGCUACUUAAAAUUAGUUACCAUACAUUACAUGUAAAGGUAAAUGUUCCAUGGAACUAGGAAGCUUGAGGCAUGGGAAUGUUAAUGAUGUCCUUAAUAUUUCUCCACAAUCGCAGAGAGAAAUAACAUUUCUAAAUGUAAAUAUUUAAAAUACUAAUCUACACCAAGUGGGUAAUAAUUGAAUGUUUUCUCAUCAUACAUGUUAGAAAUUGUCAUGGGAUUAGAGUAAGCCGUUGUGAUGGUGAAGUUGUGAUAUGUAUCCUUAGGGAAUGGAGGUGAAGAGGGCAUAUUGUUCUUUAUUUUCUGCUAAGCAAUGUCAAAUUGAAAUUAUUGGUUUUUUUUUUGUCA
Cryptomeria japonica (Japanese cedar) is the source of this 937-nucleotide messenger RNA. Its product is annotated as transcription initiation factor IIF subunit beta. Gene Ontology annotation, cellular component: transcription factor TFIIF complex. NCBI's taxonomy places the organism in Eukaryota, Viridiplantae, Streptophyta, Pinopsida, Cupressales, Cupressaceae. Gene Ontology annotation, biological process: transcription by RNA polymerase II; transcription initiation at RNA polymerase II promoter. The transcript has 4 exons. Bases 65 to 502 code for a protein of 145 amino acids. The record is from RefSeq and is a predicted model, not a curated record.